AUGGUUACCUACUGGAGACCCACAGGAGUUGAGUUCGACGACCCACAAUUCGUUGAGAAAUUUAAGCAAGCAAGCCAAAAUGGCCGUUUCUUAACCGAUGAAGAAUUCGAACAGGAGAAGAAGACUGUUAAGUAUCCGGAAUUCUUACACAAGACUAAGUUGGAAGAUGCCAAUGCAUUUGUCAACCACAACAAUCCUGGCCACGAGAAGAACGACAAAGGCCAUUUGGGAGAUCCCGAAUUCAAGAAUCUCUUCAAGGGAAAUACUAAAGUGGAGAAGUUCGACUUGUCUCCAAACUAUGGUACGGAGAUUGACGGAAUCCAGCUCAGUGAGUUGGACGAUGCCGCAAAGAAUGACUUGGCCUUAUUGAUUGAGACCAGGGGCCUUUUGGUGUUCAGAAAUCAGGACUUCAGAGACAAGGGUCCUAAGUUUGUUAGAGACUAUGGCAGAUACUUUGGACCAUUGCACAUUCAUCACACAAGUUAUGCAGCCGAGAACUACCCUGAGAUUUUUGUCACCAUUCGUAAAGAGGGUGACGAGACCCGGUACGAGAAGGAGUUCAAGAACAAAACUGGAACUUUUGUUUGGCACUCCGAUGUCAGCUUUGAACGUUACCCAUCAUCGUUCUCGUUCUUCGUAGCUUUGGAGGCUCCUCCAUCUGGCGGAGACACUGUGUUUGUUGAUUUGAGAGAAGCUUACAAGAGAUUGUCUCCUGAGUUGCAGAAGUUCUUCGAGACGUUGACGGUGGUUCAUUCGAACCACUACCAGAGAAAGAUUGCGGCCUUGAACAACCAUGCAACCAAAGUUAAGGAGACCUCAUUUUCGGAGCAUCCUUUGGUGAGAACCCAUCCAGUGACAGGCGAGAAGAGUCUUUUCUUUUCGCGUGGAUUCAUCCAAUAUGUCAAGGGAGUCAAGCCUUCGGAGUCGGACUUCAUUUUGAACUUCUUGGAGGACCAUGUGCUCAACAACCCGGAGUUUCAGAUCAGGGCCACCCACCGUGGAACAGACUCCAGAACCGUGAUUGUCUGGGACAAUCGGUUCCUGGUUCACACUGCCGUGGCUGAUUUCCUCCAACAUCAGACAGGUCCUAGACAUCACUUCCGUCUCACGGUUCUUGGAGAAAGACCAUAUUUCGAGACUCCAAAAGGAGAGGAGGAUGACGAGAAAGUGGAGAAGGAACAAACCCAAAAGAGCGGAUCUGAGUCUCCCAGUGCUCGUCCCAAGGCUUAUUAA
Messenger RNA from Sungouiella intermedia, 1233 nucleotides. The record is from the annotation of a GenBank genome assembly. Lineage: Eukaryota; Fungi; Ascomycota; Pichiomycetes; Serinales; Metschnikowiaceae.